CUAGGAAGUUGCAGGCUUCUUAUCUUGAACGCGACUCAUAUGGAAUCCGCUACGCAAACUACGUAGUUGCUGUCAAAGUUUCCCGCGAAACUACUGCACAUGCAAAUCUAUAUCAAAACAUUUCUGCACUGGUGAUAUCCUUGCACUGGGUAACCCAGCAGUCUCUUAGCAGCUUACCAAUAAGAGCAGAGGAGCGGUCAUCUCGUGGCAGUUCAGCAGCCUGUUCCUGAUAUUGUCGCAGGCAUCUAAAAGUCAAGACGGGCCAUGAGUGAGGUAAAGGAUAGGGAUUGUGAUCCCCAGAACUCCCAUGUUGACAGGAGAUGGGACAGUCAGUUGUCAGUCCUCCCAGACAAGCUACAACAGAGACUGAUGCCAUUCCAAAAGGAGGGAGUCAAAUUUGCCCUAUCAAAGAAUGGAAGGUGUAUGAUCGCAGAUGAGAUGGGUCUAGGGAAGACGGUGCAGGCUAUCUCUGUGGCCUACGCCUACAGACAGGAGUGGCCUCUGCUCAUCGUGGUGCCCUCCUCUCUAAAGUACCCCUGGAUCGAGGAGAUGGAGAGGUGGAUCCCUGAGCUCAACCCUGGAGAUAUCAACCUGGUGGAGACCAAGAGUGACACGCUGGGGAUCAGUAGCAGUAAGGUAACAGUGUUGGGUUACGGGCUGCUCACCACAGAUGCACGCCCCCUGGUGGAGGCUCUGACCAGACAGAGGUUUAAUGUGGUGGUGGUGGAUGAAUCCCACUACCUCAAGUCCAGGAACGCAGCCAGGUCUAAGAUACUGGUACCACUCAUCCAGAACGCCAAGCGGGCCAUCCUACUGACGGGCACCCCGGCCCUGGGACGGCCAGAGGAGCUCUUUAUGCAGAUAGAGGCUCUCUAUCCGAGGAUGUUUGGAACGUGGAGUGACUACGCCAAACAAUACUGUAACGCCCAUUACAGGGUCUUUGGUAACAGGAGACAGUGGGACUGUCGUGGUGCCUCUCAUCUUGAGGAACUCCACCAGCGUCUCAGUGAGAUCAUGAUCCGGAGGCUGAAGGUCCAGGUCCUCCCCCAGCUACCCCCCAAAAUACGCCAGCGCAUCCCCUUCGACCUGCCCAAAGACGCUGCCAAGGAGGCGAGCGGCAGCUUGGAGGAGUGGGAGCGCCUGAUGAGGACGAUGGGUUCGGGGGUCUCUGCCACGGACAACCCCUUCACUGAAGUCAUGGGGCUCGUGACACGCAUGUACAAACAGACCGCCAUCGCUAAGGCCGGAGCAGUGAAAGACUACAUAAAGAUGCUGCUGGAGACUGAGAAGUUGAAGUUCCUGGUGUUUGCUCAUCACCUGACCAUGCUACAGGCAUGUACCGAGGCUGUCAUCGAAGCCAAGGCCAGUUACAUCCGUAUCGAUGGCAGUGUUCCGUCCUCAGAGCGUAUCCACUUGGUUCACCAGUUCCAGAAUGACCCUGAGACGCGCGUGGCCGUCCUCAGCAUACAGGCUGCUGGGCAGGGCCUGACGUUCACAGCAGCCACUCACGUGGUGUUUGCUGAGCUGUACUGGAACCCUGGCCAUGUGAAGCAGGCUGAGGACCGGGCGCACCGCAUCGGACAGACCGCCUCCGUCCACGUGCACUACCUCAUCGCCAAGGGAACCUUUGACACCGUUAUGUGGGGCAUGCUCAACAGGAAGGAAACGGUAACGGGCAGUACUCUUAACGGUAAGAAGGAGUACUUAAAGGCAGAGUUGGGGGAUAAGGACAAAUGGGACUUCCUGAAUUUCGCCGAGGCGUGGACACCAAGCGAGACGACCCUGGCAGCAGGAGGAGUGGUUGACAAUGACAAAGAUCCUGUGUUCUUUAACCAUUUUGAGAAGGACAAACAGCACGACAUCCGUUCGUUCUUCUCUCCGGACGCGGGUAAAGAGAAGAAGAGGAAAAGAACAGAGGGUGAGAUUUGCCUAUCCCCCGUUACCCCUCAGAGAAGGAGGGUGAAGAGGCUGCGGCUGCCCACCUCCACCCUCACCCGCAGCGCUACCCACAGCCCCAGGUCUCGUCUUGGGGGGAAACGGAGGUCCCUCCAUGGGGGGAGAGGCACCACCAGCAGCCCCCUGGCCUCUCUGUUUACCCCCCGUCGGCUCUCUGAGAAAGGGACCCCGAAACCAAGGUUGAGCCCCAGACCAGGACCACCAGAUCAGGGGAAGGGAGAUCAGUGGAGCUGUGGGGCCUGUACUUACUCCAACAGCAUCCUGCUCCUUUACUGUGAGGUGUGUGAGUCCCCACUCCACAGGCCCAGCACUGUUCUUCCACCUCUCAGCUCCAGACACACAAAACAGGUUCCCCUGCUGUGUCCCCAGGCUCCAGGCCUUCAGUCCAAAGAAGGGGCCCUGGAUAAUUCCUGGCAGACAGAUGGUCAACAGAGAGAGCAGGAGGAGAGACAGACAGACGGGAAACAGAGAGGGCAGGAGGAGAGACAGACAGACGGGAAACAGAGAGGGCUGGAGGAGAGACAGACAGACGGGAAACAGAGAGAGCAGGAGGAGAGACAGACAGACGGGAAACAGAGAGAGCAGGAGGAGAGACAGACAGACGGGAAACAGAGAGAGCAGGAGGAGAGACAGACAGACGGUCAACAGAGAGAGCAGGAGGAGGAGAAGCUCAAAGGCAAACAAUCACCAGGAGAGGACCAGUCAGGCCCUCAUGAGCACACUGAUGCCCAGACAGACAGUGUAUUUAGUCCUGCUGAUGGUGAUGCUACGGCCAGUCUCCCCCUGUACCCCAACAUGAAGUUCUGCGCCAGCAAGAACACUGAGCGUAUCUACCUUUACUCCCAGGAGGACAGUCCACUGCACUGGAAUUUCAUUCCUCUGGACAUUAAACUGGACAGCUGGGAGGACCUGCCUGAAGCCUUCAGACGCAGAGAGAACAGGACACAGAUAUUGAGGUUUGUCCAGCAGUGGAGCACUCUGACAGCCAUGAAGCAGAGACUGAUCCGCAGUGGUCUCCUACCAUCCGAGGUGCACCCAGAGCCUCCUGUUGGUGCUCCUGAGGGCCCGUCAGAGGCUGAAGCUGGGUACCUGCAGGUGCUGGACAGUGAGGGUCGACCCUUGUGUCUGUCCUGCCACAAGGCCUGUGGGUCCACAGGAGGAGCCUGGGACACCUGCUUCUGUAGCCAGACGUGUCAGGAGGAGUUCCAGCUGCGCUCCAGCCAGGCCUACAUGCGUGCCCGGGUACUGCAGACGGAGCAGGGGGUGUGUCAGAGCUGCGGCCUGCAAGCCCACCAGCUGUACCUGAAGGUCCGCGACGCCCCGCCCACACACAGGAAGGAGAUGCUAGAGAACACCUGGCUGGCCCAGCUGUCACUCAAACAGCUGAAUGAGAUGAUCCGUGCCCCCGUGGAGGGUCAGUUCUGGCAGGUGGACCACAUCCGACCCGUCUACAGUGGGGGAGGACAGUGUUCCCUGGACAACCUACAGACACUCUGCACCGUCUGCCACAGAACCAGGACAGCUCAGCAAGCCAAGGACAGAAGCCAGAUGAAGAAAGGACUGGCAGCCUCCAAGGUGGCUUCAGACAUCACUAGCUUCUUCAUAAAGAAAUGAACAUUGAAACUAAAUGUUUUCCUCAACCAAGGAAGGAGGGAAAGUUGGAGUGUACUGAGUGACAUAGGAAGGAUGUUUCUUCAGUGUGUUGUCAUCUCUG
Molecule: messenger RNA, 3670 nt
Organism: Oncorhynchus keta (chum salmon)
Lineage: Eukaryota; Metazoa; Chordata; Actinopteri; Salmoniformes; Salmonidae
Gene: zranb3
Product: zinc finger, RAN-binding domain containing 3
Exons: 24
Coding region: 265-3570 (1101 amino acids)
Biological process (GO): replication fork processing; DNA repair
Cellular component (GO): nuclear replication fork
Molecular function (GO): zinc ion binding; ATP binding; nucleic acid binding
Source: RefSeq, a predicted model, not a curated record